AUGAAUGCACACGAAUUCCGCAGGAGAGGGAAGGAGAUGGUGGAUUACGUGGCCGACUACUUGGAGGGCAUCGAGGGGCGCCAGGUGUACCCCGACGUGGAGCCUGGCUACCUGCGCCCCCUGCUCCCCACUGCCGCCCCCCAGGAGCCAGAAACAUUUGAGGACAUCAUUAAGGACGUCGAGAAGAUCAUCAUGCCAGGGGUGACCCACUGGCACAGCCCAUACUUCUUCGCCUACUUCCCCACGGCCAGCUCGUACCCGGCCAUGCUCGCGGACAUGCUGUGUGGGGCUAUCGGCUGCAUCGGCUUCUCCUGGGCCGCCAGCCCGGCGUGCACAGAGCUGGAAACAGUGAUGAUGGACUGGCUGGGGAAGAUGCUGCAGCUGCCUGGGGUGUUCUUGGCUGGAGAAGCUGGAGAAGGGGGCGGGGUGAUCCAGGGAAGUGCCAGUGAAGCCACCCUGGUGGCCCUGCUGGCCGCUCGGACCAAAGUGACACGAUGCCUGCAGGCUGCCUCCCCGGGGCUGACCCAGGCGACCAUCAUGGAGAAGCUGGUGGCCUACGCAUCUGACCAGGCACACUCCUCCGUGGAAAGGGCCGGCUUGAUUGGUGGAGUGAAAUUAAAAGCAAUCCCUUCCGAUGGCAAGUUUGCCAUGCGAGCUUCCGCCCUGCAGGAGGCCCUGGAGAGAGACAAGGCCGAGGGCCUGAUUCCAUUCUUCGUGGUGGCCACGCUGGGGACCACGUCCUGCUGCUCCUUUGACAACCUCUUAGAAGUGGGUCCCAUCUGUCACGAGGAGGACGUGUGGCUGCAUGUGGACGCUGCCUACGCGGGCAGCGCCUUCAUCUGCCCCGAGUUCCGGCAUCUUCUGAACGGAGUGGAGUAUGCAGAUUCAUUUAACUUUAAUCCCCACAAAUGGCUCUUGGUGAAUUUUGACUGCUCAGCCAUGUGGGUGAAAAAGAGAACUGACCUGACUGGAGCCUUUAAACUGGACCCCGUGUACCUAAAGCACAGCCACCAGGACUCAGGACUUAUCACUGACUACAGGCACUGGCAGCUGCCGCUGGGUCGGAGGUUCCGCUCUUUGAAGAUGUGGUUUGUUUUUAGGAUGUACGGAGUCAAGGGACUGCAGGCCUAUAUCCGCAAGCAUGUCCAGCUGUCCCACGAAUUCGAGGCCUUGGUGAGCCAGGACCCCCGCUUUGAAAUCUGUGCAGAAGUCACUCUGGGGCUGGUCUGUUUCCGGCUAAAGGGCUCCAACAAACUGAACGAAGCUCUUCUGGAAAGAAUAAACAGUGCCAAGAAAAUCCACUUGGUUCCCUGUCACCUGAGAGACCGGUUCGUGCUGCGUUUUGCUGUCUGCUCACGCACAGUGGAGUCGGCCCAUGUGCAGCUGGCCUGGGAGCACAUCCGAGGGCUGGCGACCGACCUGCUGGGAGCACAGAAGGAGGAAAAGGCGGGACAUGUCCUGAAACACCAGGUCCUCCUCCUGGCUCGGCAAAGCCCUUUCCUGAAGGUCGGAUGCUCGUAA
Mesoplodon densirostris (Blainville's beaked whale) is the source of this 1521-nucleotide messenger RNA. RefSeq names its product dopa decarboxylase (gene DDC). Gene Ontology annotation, molecular function: aromatic-L-amino-acid decarboxylase activity; pyridoxal phosphate binding. Gene Ontology annotation, biological process: serotonin biosynthetic process; amino acid metabolic process; catecholamine metabolic process. The coding region runs from base 1 to 1521 and encodes 506 amino acids. Lineage: Eukaryota; Metazoa; Chordata; Mammalia; Artiodactyla; Ziphiidae. The transcript is spliced from 14 exons. The record is from RefSeq and is a predicted model, not a curated record.